Molecule: messenger RNA, 1908 nt
Organism: Pelobates fuscus (common spadefoot toad)
Lineage: Eukaryota; Metazoa; Chordata; Amphibia; Anura; Pelobatidae
Product: oocyte zinc finger protein XlCOF22-like
Exons: 6
Coding region: 1-1905 (634 amino acids)
Biological process (GO): regulation of transcription by RNA polymerase II
Molecular function (GO): DNA-binding transcription factor activity, RNA polymerase II-specific; RNA polymerase II cis-regulatory region sequence-specific DNA binding
Source: RefSeq, a predicted model, not a curated record
AUGCCUGCACGGGCCAUUCCCCAGGCCUUCCACCCUAGCAAUAGUACGCCAAGCGUCAAUCAGCUGAUGUGGGCUUGGUGGGACUCGAUAUUGACCGAAUAUUCUAAUUCCUGUGCACAACCCCAGAGCCUGUUCUCAGGCUGCCUGAUUGGCUUAAUGAUGACAAACAGGAAUCCGAUGACCGAGAGGUUCCUGAAUCUGACCCUGGAGGUCAACUACCUGCUGACUGGAGAGGAUUACAUUGUUGUGAAGAGAUCUGACGAUCCUACUAUACAGAGAAGCAGUCCCUGUGUGUUAAGAGGAUCCUGCAAGACCCAGAGCUCCAACACGGUGUGUCCACCUCACUCACUGAUACAUGAGGGAAACGAUGAGCAGAACAUCCUGGAACUGACCAAUCAGAUCAUCCACCUGCUGACUGGAGAGGUUUGGAAGCAUUUAAAAGGGAAAAAGGAAACUUACAAGGAAGUGAUGAUGGAGAGUCACCACCCCCUCAUCUCCUUGGAUGGUUCCAUGAACAGAAAUGAAACCGGUGAAUAUGACCCUUCAGUUUCUUCUCCAGUUUGUAUAACCGAAGAUAAUAAAAUCAGCUGUGUGGCCGUCACUACCACAAGCAGUAAAUCUCUGAGUCCUGAAACAGAAUCUGAGGAAGAAAAUUUCAGAGGCAUUAAUACAUCCAUCGAAAAUAUACAGUCUGAAUAUCCACCUACUCAUAUUAAGGAGGAAUCAGGCACUUGUGAGGCAGGGAACCUCCCAGGCACAGACAUUUAUACACCCACAGAAGAUGCAGAGAUAGAAUAUCCAUCUACUCAUAUUAAGGAGGAAUCAGACUCAUGGGAAGAAACUAAUUUUGCUGAAGCUGCCAUUUAUCCAGUCAAGGGACAUCUACGUAUGGACUAUACAUCAAAGUGUGAAUCAGAAUCAAAUGAAAAACAAAUUCCUAUAAGCAAUGAUAUUCAUCUACGCACAGAUCAUACACAGACAGAACAUCCGCCUGACCUUAUUAAGGAAGAAUCAGCCUCUUGUCAUUCCAGCACUCUUACAAGCACCGAGAUUUAUAAACCCACAGGUGAUAAACAGAUGGACUAUACAUCAAAUUAUGAAUCAACAUCAGAUAAACAAAGAAAUCUCAGAGAGAGAGACAUUUAUACACCUACAGAUCAUACACUGACAGAAUAUCCAUCUAUGCAUAUUAAGAAGGAAUUGGUCUCAUAUCAAGAUGGAAAUCUCACCAUCUUGAACCUUUUUGACCCAACUUGUCGAGCUGAAACACAAAACAAAGCAAAUAGUAACUGUGUUGGUGGCGCUAAUGUUUCAUCUACCAAUUCAGAUCUUGUUAGACAUCAGAGUGUUCACAAAGGAAAAAACAUGACCAGUACAGAUUAUAUUGCACAUGAUUAUUGUAAGCAGAAAUCAAUCGAUUACAUGUCAGAAAUUAAGGAUCAUGAGCGAAUUCUCACAGAAGAGAAGCCAUUUUCAUGUUCACAAUGUGGCAAACGUUUCAAAAAACUUUCAAAACUUAAGAAUCAUCAGAAGACUCACACAGGAGAGAAACCAUUUUCUUGUUCUGAAUGUGGGAAAUGCUUUACUCGCAUGUCGAAUCUUAAGAUACAUCAGAGGACUCACACAGGAGAGAAACCAUUUUGUUGCUCUGAAUGUGGGAAAUGCUUUAGUCAGAUGUCAUAUCGUAAGAUACAUCAGAGGAUUCACACAGGAGAGAAACCAUAUUCAUGUUUAGAGUGUGGGAAAUGCUUCACUGACCAUUCAACUCUUAAGACUCAUAAGAGGGUUCACACAGGAGAGAAACCAUAUUCAUGUUCAGAAUGUGGGAAGUGUUUCGCUUAUCAUUCAGCUCUUAAGGCUCAUCAAUUGAUGCACACAAGAGAGAACACAUUUUUAUUGCUCUAAAUG